Molecule: messenger RNA, 1558 nt
Organism: Cynocephalus volans (Philippine flying lemur)
Lineage: Eukaryota; Metazoa; Chordata; Mammalia; Dermoptera; Cynocephalidae
Gene: SMOC1
Product: SPARC related modular calcium binding 1
Exons: 12
Coding region: 1-1305 (434 amino acids)
Biological process (GO): extracellular matrix organization
Cellular component (GO): basement membrane
Molecular function (GO): calcium ion binding; protein binding; heparin binding
Source: RefSeq, a predicted model, not a curated record
AUGCUGCCCGCGCGCUGCGCCCGCCUGCUCACGCCCCACUUGCUGCUCGUCUUGGUGCAGCUGUCCCCUGCUCGUGGCCACCGCACCACGGGCCCCAGGUUUCUAAUAAGUGACCGUGACCCUCAGUGCAACCUCCACUGCUCCAGGACUCAGCCCAAACCCAUCUGUGCCUCCGACGGCAGGUCCUACGAGUCCAUGUGUGAGUACCAGCGAGCCAAGUGCCGAGACCCAACCCUGGGCGUGGUGCAUCGAGGUAGAUGCAAAGAUGCUGGCCAGAGCAAGUGUCGCUUGGAGCGGGCUCAAGCCCUGGAGCAGGCCAAGAAGCCUCAGGAGGCUGUGUUUGUCCCGGAGUGUGGCGAGGAUGGCUCCUUUACUCAGGUGCAGUGCCAUACUUACACGGGGUACUGUUGGUGUGUCACCCCAGAUGGGAAGCCCAUCAGUGGCUCUUCUGUGCAGAAUAAAACUCCUGUAUGUUCAGGUUCGGUCACCGACAAGCCCUUGAGCCAGGGUAACUCAGGAAGGAAAGAUGACGGGUCUAAGCCAACGCCCACGAUGGAGACUCAGCUAGUGUUCGAUGGAGACGAGAUCACAGCUCCCACUCUAUGGAUUAAGCACUUGGUAAUCAAGGACUCCAAACUGAAUAAUACGAAUGUGAGAAAUUCAGAGAAAGUCUACUCAUGUGACCAGGAGAGGCAGAGUGCCCUUGAAGAGGCUCAGCAGAAUCCCCGUGAGGGCAUUGUCAUCCCUGAGUGUGCCCCUGGGGGGCUCUAUAAGCCAGUGCAGUGCCACCAGUCCACUGGCUAUUGCUGGUGCGUGCUGGUGGACACAGGGCGCCCACUGCCUGGGACUUCCACACGCUACGUGAUGCCCAGUUGCGAGAGUGAUGCCAGGGCCAAGAGUGUGGAGGUGGAUGACCCCUUCAAGGACAGGGAGCUACCAGGCUGUCCAGAAGGGAAGAAAAUGGAAUUUAUCACCAGCCUUCUGGAUGCUCUCACCACUGACAUGGUCCAGGCCAUUAACUCAGCAGUACCCACUGGAGGUGGGAGGUUCUCAGAGCCAGACCCCAGCCACACCCUGGAGGAGAGAGUGGUGCACUGGUACUUCAGCCAGCUGGACAGCAACGGCAGCAGCGACAUUAACAAGCGGGAGAUGAAGCCCUUCAAGCGCUACGUGAAGAAGAAAGCCAAGCCCAAGAAGUGUGCCCGGCGGUUCACCGACUACUGUGACCUGAACAAGGACAAGGUCAUCUCACUGCCCGAGCUGAAGGGCUGCCUGGGUGUUAGCAAAGAAGGACGCCUCGUCUAAGGAGCAGAAAAUCAAAGGGCAAGUGAAGAGUCCAGGGAGACAGGACGGACCAUCAGACACCCAACCUUCAGCGUUGCCCACUGCCCAGCCACAUCCCAUGUAACAUACAUGGUGCCCACCAUGUUUGCACUUUUAAUAACUGUUAUUUGCGUGUUUUGUUUCCGAUUUCAUUUUUAAACGCCGAUAUCUCAUAACACAGUGGGAAAAGAAAAGGGAAGAAAGACUGUGUAUUCACUCAUUGUAAGUUUUUGGA